GGACGGACGGACGUUCACAGCGCCCUGUGGACCUGAGGCCCCAGAGAGGCGAGGACAGAGGACAGGCUGCAGUGAGAGCAGGCUGGACGGAGGCUCACAGGGCCCUGUGGACCUGAGGCCCCAGAGAGGCGAGGACAGAGGACAGGCUGCAGUGAGAGCAGCCUGGACGGACGGACGCUCACAGCGCCCUGUGGACCUGAGGCCCCAGAGAGGCGAGGACAGAGGACAGGCUGCAGGGAGAGCAGCAUUUUCCUCCCGCAGCGUAAGACACAUCUGCCAGACGCCCCGCCACUAUGAGGAUGGAAAAGAGCCAGGAGACCACUUCGAAGGUGGCAACGACAGAGACAUCUUCAAUCCGCCAAGAAAGUCGUUUGACCCAUGGGAGCACCCCCAUUUUUUCCGUGGACAAGAGGAGCUUGGAUUUGGAGCCACGGUGGCAAAAACUCGAAGCUGGUGUCGGUUUGCAAAGGGACUACAAUGACAUUCCUCCAGGUGAAGAUGUGGAGCAACAAGAUGGAGAUCUGUCCCCUGAAGAAGGAAUAUUUUUGAAAGAGUUUCCCAUAAUGAAAGCGGAACUAGAAAUGGCCAUCAGAAAGUAUCGUGCCCUCGCAGACGACAUCGACAAAACCCACAAAGAUUUCACCGAGACCAGCCUGGUGACCAACUCGGUCGCUGUGGCCUCCGGAGCCAUGAGCCUCCUGGGGUUGGCCCUUGCUCCGGUCACAGCCGGAGGAAGCCUGAUGCUUACAGCUGCUGGUUCAGGUUUGGGGGCAGUUGCUGGGGCCACCAGUGUGUUGACCAGCAUUUUGGAAUACCGUCACAAUAAAAAAGCCCAAGCUCAGGUCAGCAGCGAAUUGUCUGCCCCUGACCCAAAAGUCAAGGAGGCUGUGGCCUAUGCCGUGGAGGCUGGAAGGACUGUCUAUAACUGUGGGAAAACCUUCAAGGGCAUCAGGAAGAACAUCCAGGCCUUGCAGGUCGCCAGAGCCCAACCGCGCCUGGCCGCUGCCGCCAAGCGUCUCCUGGUCACUGGCGAAGCCUCGACCCGGACGACCAGGAGUGUGCAAAGGGCGUUUAGAGGCACACCGCUAGCGAUGGGGAGCAGCGCUUUCUUGCGGAACACCGUAUUGAAUGGCCUCUUCCUGGGCAUGGAUUUGGACAGUCUCCUGAAGGACUGGAAGGAGCUGAAGCAGGGACCCAGGACCGAGUUGGCGGACUUGCUGAGGGCCAAGGCUGAGGAGCUAGAGAGAGAGCUGGCAGAACUCACCCAGCUCUAUGAGGAGCUGCAGAAACUCUUGCAGGAAAAAAGCCUUAGGAGCUCAUCUUCCAAGGAAGCCAAGGCGACUCUAACUCAGCCCCCAGCCCAGCAAGGGAAAGCAGGACCCGGGCGGCAGUCCCCACUCACUCUCUCCCUGCCGUCUGCUGCCGCAGCCUCCAAGCUCCCCGAGGACGACGAGCCUCCGGCCCCCGCUGGGCCCCGCUCCACGCCAGCGGCGCCCAAGCACAGGAGCUCCUCUGGCUCCGUGGUUGUCGACCUCCUGUACUGGAGAGACAUUAAGAAGACUGGAGUGGUGUUUGGUGCCGGCUUGUUCCUACUACUUUUAUUGACAGUAUUCAGCAUUGUGAGCGGAACGGCUUAUGCCUUGGCCCUUCUCUCUGUGACUAUCAGCUUUAGACUAUACAAGGGUGUGAUCCAAGCUAUCCAGAAAUCAGAUGAAGGCCACCCAUUCGGGGCAUAUUUGGAAUCUGAUGUUGCCAUAUCCGAGGAGUUGGUUCAGAAAUACAGUCAUUCUGCUCUUGGACAUGUGAACUGCACGAUAAAGGAACUCAGACGCCUCUGCUUAGUUGAUGAUUUAGUUGAUUCUCUGAAGUUUGCAGUGUUGAUGUGGGUAUUUACCUAUGUUGGAGCCUUGUUCAAUGGUCUGACACUACUGAUUUUGGCUCUGAUUUCACUCUUCAGCGUUCCUGUUAUUUAUGAGCGGCAUCGGGCGCAGAUAGAUCAUUAUGUAGCACUUGCAAAUAAGAAUGUCAAAGAUGCUAUGGCUGAAAUCCAAGCAAAAAUCCCUGGAUUGAAGCGCAAAGCUGAAUGAAAAAAAGCCUGAAGUGAUUCACAGAAGGAGUUUAUUUUUAAAGGGGAUAUACAUGUGAUUCCAUGGGGGAGGGUCAGGGAAGAAUGGCGCCUUGACAUUGCAGAGCCACAGAUUUUUAUUUUUGGCGAUGCAGUGUCUGAGGAGAAAUCACCUCUUGGCUGCCGCGUGUUCAUCUUAAGUAUCGUGAGCUGCUAUGUAUGGAUUGAAUCCGUGGUCAUACUUGUUUUUCCUAUCCGAGGCACUGGUGAAUGAAAAAGAUCUGAGAAAGCUGUAUAUUAUACUUUGUUGCAGGUAGUCUUGCUGUAUUUGGGGAAUUGCAGAGAACAUGAAGCUGAAAAAACAAACAAAACCCUUUUCACAGUCUGUGCACUGUGUGUGUAUGGUCUGUGUAGAUUGAUGCAGAUUUUCUGAAACAAAAUGUUUAGAUGAGAUCAUACCACUAAAGCAGGAGUGGAAAAGCUUGCCUUUCUGGUAUGUUCUAGGUGUAUUGUGAAUUUUACUGUUAUAUUAAUUGCCAAUAUAAGUAAAUAUAGAUUAUAUAUA
This is a messenger RNA of Myotis lucifugus (little brown bat), 2630 nucleotides long. Its product is annotated as reticulon-4-like. The record is from RefSeq and is a predicted model, not a curated record. Gene Ontology annotation, cellular component: extracellular region; postsynaptic density; neuron projection. NCBI's taxonomy places the organism in Eukaryota, Metazoa, Chordata, Mammalia, Chiroptera, Vespertilionidae. Gene Ontology annotation, molecular function: lipid binding. Gene Ontology annotation, biological process: lipoprotein metabolic process; neuron differentiation; brain development.